AUGUCGUCACCGAGCGCUGGGAAACGUCGCAUGGACACAGAUGUCAUCAAACUUAUCGAAAGUAAACACGAGGUGACAAUUCUUGGAGGUCUUAACGAGUUCUGCGUGAAAUUCUUCGGUCCUCCAGGCACCCCGUACGAAGGCGGAGUAUGGCGAGUCCGCGUGCACUUACCCGACCAUUACCCAUUCAAGUCACCGUCAAUUGGCUUCAUGAACAAGGUGUAUCAUCCAAACAUUGACGAGGUAUCCGGCAGCGUGUGCCUCGAUGUUAUCAACCAGGCCUGGACUGCUUUAUAUGACCUGUCGAACAUAUUCGAGUCGUUUCUGCCACAACUGCUGACGUAUCCAAACCCUAUCGACCCGCUGAAUGGCGACGCGGCCGCAAUGUAUCUGCACAAACCCGAGGAAUACAAGAAAAAAGUUUCAGAUUACGUCCGAAGAUUCGCAACAGAAGAAGCCCUUUUAGAAAAAGACGCGAUAACCGGCAUGGGUGGCGCAACACCCGCCUCCUCGGGCUCCAAACCCUCAAACGGCAACUCCAACAAUAGCGAUACAGAAAGCUCCAUGAGCGAAUUCAGUGAUGAUGAAGCGCAAGACAUGGAGUUAUAA
Messenger RNA from Arctia plantaginis, 609 nucleotides. The record is from the annotation of a GenBank genome assembly. NCBI's taxonomy places the organism in Eukaryota, Metazoa, Arthropoda, Insecta, Lepidoptera, Erebidae.